This is a messenger RNA of Racocetra persica, 139 nucleotides long. NCBI's taxonomy places the organism in Eukaryota, Fungi, Glomeromycota, Glomeromycetes, Diversisporales, Gigasporaceae. The record is from the annotation of a GenBank genome assembly.
UACUAUAAUCAAAUUAAUGAAGUGCCAAAUGAUAAUAGUUAUAAAGAUGAUGAUAUUGAAGAUAAUCUUGAUAAAAAACGUAACAAUAAUGAUGAUAAUCUUGGUAAAAGAAGUAAUAAUGAUGAUUGUCAAGGGGAAA